Messenger RNA from Dentiscutata heterogama, 122 nucleotides. Lineage: Eukaryota; Fungi; Glomeromycota; Glomeromycetes; Diversisporales; Gigasporaceae. The record is from the annotation of a GenBank genome assembly.
UGGAAGAAUAUGAUCAAUCUAGAAAUGAUUGUUUGCCUGCUAGAAUGUAUUUAAAAGGGCCCGGCGGAGCAAUUAUCAAAGAAAUGACUACAUCAUCAAGGUUCAAGUUUAAGACAGUCAAG